Molecule: messenger RNA, 768 nt
Organism: Phanerochaete carnosa HHB-10118-sp
Lineage: Eukaryota; Fungi; Basidiomycota; Agaricomycetes; Polyporales; Phanerochaetaceae
Exons: 5
Coding region: 31-423 (130 amino acids)
Biological process (GO): microtubule-based movement
Cellular component (GO): cytoplasmic dynein complex; cytoplasm
Molecular function (GO): dynein intermediate chain binding
Source: RefSeq, a predicted model, not a curated record
UUGGAAGGGUCGUCUCGCCUCUCGUUCGCCAUGAUGUCGCCCACAGGCCUCCGCUCGCCCUCGAACCCUCGCUCAGCCGCUGCGUCACCCCGACCGUCGUUCGAUUCGGAUCUGCUACGAGCCUAUAUGAAGAAGCUGCUGCAGUCAACACUGCAGACCGCAACCUGGCCACCGGCGCGUGAGCGAGACAGGGUAAAGGCAUGGAUGAAAGAGAUUGGGGAGCGCGUUAAAGAACGCAUGCUUGAGAUUCAACCGCGUGGAUAUAAGUACAUCGUCAUGACGCAAAUCAACGAAAAUUUGGGGCAGGGAGGAAGGGCUGACAUGGUCUGCCACUGGGAAGACACAGACACUGUGGCACAAGAAAUGUUUGCAAACGAAUCAAUAAUAUGUAUAUGUGUUGCGUUCGCUGUGCGGACAAUAUGACUAUCCAGGUCGCGUGCAUACUUCCAUCGUCGUCAAUAUCUUAUGCUAUACCUCAACACGAUGGGACGGAUAUACCCACAAUUUCGGCCGUUGACAUGUGUUGGAUAGAGCGCGCAGGAAAUAGUGUAUGUUAUGGUGUGGAGCACAUCGCUAUCUUACUCUUAUAAUUGUAAUAGACACUGUAAACUUCAGAUGUUUCAGGUGCUUGACGCGGCAACAUAGCGCUGCUUUCUAGUGGAAGCAUCAAAAAUGCUCCUAAGACGCAAGUUGCAUGCCGAUUUGCUUGUACAGCGACCUCCAUCUCGUGAAAUCCUCUGAGAGAUGUCAGCUACCGACGACCUUUCU